UUUGUAACUCGCUUCAUGCUUGAUAACAGAACUUAGUCCCAGUGAUAACACAGCUUUUCCCGGUUACUCAAUAAUUUUACAAUUAGUAAUAAUAAAUCGUGAAGUUUAUAGUGACAGUAAUUGUUUGUUAGUUGACAGCACGCCUCGUGACAUUAUUAUUUCACCAUGCAUACCAAGGGAGGUCCCUCAAUACCGCCUUACGACUACCGAGGAUUUCUUGCUUCUGUUUCCUUCAUCAAGAAAAUGAUACCUACAGUGAUGACGACUGAAACUACUCCAGCAUUAACGACAGAGCUGCCAUACACUGCCAGGAUGGAAAGUUACGGUAAUAAUUCACACAAUGGAUGUGGGAUCCAAAUUCUUGCUAAUGACUCGAGAACAGGUCACUUUAACUCCCGCCCUCUGGAACACCAUCGUAAUUGCUCCAUCGUUUUUGUGGGCAAUCCCAACGAUGUCGUCCAUCUUUCAGUAUUUAAUUACAAAUUGAAAGCACCUGCUUGUCAGUCUUAUUUGGAGCUGUAUGACGGACCGAUAGGAGGAAAUAAACCAAUGAAGCGUAUUUGUAGCCCUCAGACAAAACAUGCUCGUGAUGCUAGUGGCAAGUUUCACUCACAUGAAACUUUGAUGUCUUCAGGGAAUACAUUCUCUAUUCUUUUGCACCGUCUCUUGGGUGAAACUUACGCAGACGUAGAACAUAUUGAUGGAGCGUAUGCCUUUCAUGAUG
Molecule: messenger RNA, 724 nt
Organism: Bemisia tabaci
Lineage: Eukaryota; Metazoa; Arthropoda; Insecta; Hemiptera; Aleyrodidae
Source: RefSeq, a predicted model, not a curated record